Arachis stenosperma is the source of this 954-nucleotide messenger RNA. Its product is annotated as MATH domain and coiled-coil domain-containing protein At3g27040-like. The transcript has 3 exons. Gene Ontology annotation, molecular function: protein binding. The record is from RefSeq and is a predicted model, not a curated record. The coding region runs from base 1 to 954 and encodes 317 amino acids. NCBI's taxonomy places the organism in Eukaryota, Viridiplantae, Streptophyta, Magnoliopsida, Fabales, Fabaceae.
AUGUUGAAUCAAGAAGCAAACCUGGAAACAGUUGUGAAGUUCACAUGGACUAUAAACAACUUCUCUCAAGAACUGAAGAACUGCAAGAUGCUCUAUUCUCAGACGUUCUUCGCUGGUGCUAAUCCAUGGAGGCUAUUGUUAUACCGUGAAGGUGACGACGACGAGGACGAAGAUUACGAAGAAGAAGAAGAAAAAGGAUUGUCAAUUUAUUUUGUUGCUGUGGAUUCUGCUAUUCAUGUUGAGCGGAUCCUAUAUUGUUCAAGAUUCAAGUUGUCUUUAAUUAAUCAAGUUGAUUGCAAAAUGACGAGAACCAAGACAACUAGUGAUGAUAUCUGUAUUGAUUUCUUAAAAAGCCAUGUUAGAAUGGGUUAUUCAUCGUUCAUAACUUUUGACAAAUUUCUCGACUCCAAAAAUGGGUUUCUUGUAAACGACUCGUGCGUCAUUGUUGCCGAAGCUUCUGUGAAUAACAAUGCCUCGCUUGGGAGCAGGUUAAUAGAUUUAAAUGGUGGAGGGAAAAUCGGAAAAGUUCAUCUUGAAUUGCUCGAUAAAGCAUGUUCAAAGCACCCUUCUCUUAUUGAAAGCCUUAUAAAGAGUAGCCAAAGGUUCAUUGAAGGGGGAUUCACAGCUUUGGGAAGAGUUCUGCAUUUUCUCAAGACUAAGAAAAUGAAGGAUAUGAUGAAUGACGAUGCUGCUCGUAAAGAGCUUCAAGAUUUAUGGGAUGAAGUUGAGAAAGUUGGAUUUGAUGAUUUGACAUGGCUUGAGCCUCAUGUUAGAUCAGCAUUGAGUAUGAAAGAUUAUAUUCAGAGAGAAGAGAUAGUGACAAAGCUGAAGGGAAAUGUGGUUGAUCUUGAAGACAGGUUAAAGAGGGCAAAAAGGGAAUUGGAAAUUGCUGAGAAAGACUUUGAUAAGAGAGAUUUGAAUGAUGCAUUAGCUCAUGGAAUAUCCUAUCUGUAA